This is a messenger RNA of Peromyscus eremicus (cactus mouse), 1281 nucleotides long. RefSeq names its product ankyrin repeat and SOCS box containing 4 (gene Asb4). The coding region runs from base 1 to 1281 and encodes 426 amino acids. NCBI's taxonomy places the organism in Eukaryota, Metazoa, Chordata, Mammalia, Rodentia, Cricetidae. The record is from RefSeq and is a predicted model, not a curated record. Gene Ontology annotation, molecular function: protein binding. The transcript is spliced from 5 exons. Gene Ontology annotation, biological process: intracellular signal transduction.
AUGGACGGCAUCAUUGCCCCUAUCAGCAAAGCUGGAGCUGCCAAGUUAGUUAAGAAAAAUUUCCUGGAUGCUCUAAAGUCCAAUGACUUCGAAAAACUGAAGGAUAUUUUAACCCAGAGGCAAAUAGAUGUGGACACAGUGUUUGAAGUUGAAGAUGAGAACAUGGUCUUGGCAUCUUACAAACAAGGCUAUUGGCUGCCCAGUUAUAAGCUGAAGUCUUCCUGGGCAACUGGCCUGCACCUCUCAGUCUUGCUGGGUCACGUGGAGUGCCUGAUGGUCCUGCUGGACCACAAUGCCACCAUCAACUGCCGGCCCAACGGGAAGACCCCUCUGCACGUGGCUUGUGAAAUGGCCAACCUCGAGUGCGUGAAGGUUCUCUGUGACCGUGGGGCAAAGCUCAACUGCUACUCCCUGAGUGGACACACUGCUUUGCACUUCUGCACGACACCAAACUCCAUCCUCUGCGCCAAGCAACUGGUGUCUCGAGGUGCAAACGUGAACAUGAAAACCAACAACCAGGAUGAGGAGACACCCCUGCACACGGCUGCCCACUUCGGCCUCUCCGAGCUGGUGGCCUUCUACGUGGAGAACGGGGCCAUCGUCGACAGCAUGAACGCCCACAUGGAGACUCCGCUGGCCGUGGCCACCUACUGGGCCCUGCGCUUCAAGGAGCAGGAGUACAGCAGGGAACACCACCUCAUCUGCCGCACGCUGCUGGACAACAACGCUGAAGUCAACGCCCGUGAUGACGACUUCAAGUCCCCUCUGCACAAGGCUGCCUGGAAUUGCGACCACGUGCUCAUGCACAUGAUGCUGGAUGCGGGCGCCGAGGCCAACCUCAUGGAUAUCAACGGCUGCGCAGCCAUCCAGUACGUGCUGAAGGUCACCUCUGUGCGCCCUGCUGCACAGCCCGAGGUCUGCUACCAGCUGCUGCUGAACUACGGGGCUGCACGCAUCUACCCCCCACAGUUCCACAAGGUGAUCCAGGCUUGCCACUCUUGCCCCAAAGCGAUUGAAGUUGUGGUCAAUGCCUAUGAGCACAUCAGGUGGAACAUGAAGUGGAGAAGAGCCAUUCCUGAUGAUGACCUGGAGAGACACUGGGAUUUUUACCACUCUCUCUUCAAGGUGUGCUGCAACACUCCCAGGACCCUCAUGCAUUUAUCAAGAUGUGCCAUUCGAAAAGCGUUGCACGAAAGAUGCCACAGAGCGAUUCCUCAGCUGUCCCUCCCGUUGCCUCUGAAGAAGUACCUGCUUUUGGAGCCAGAGGGCAUCAUUUAUUAG